AUGAUUUAUUCUCAGUAAACAUUAUAAGAGAACAAAGAAAUGGAUUUACAAGGUAUUGAUACUUUUGAGCACCCUUUAGCUCAAUUAUAAUCCUUGAAAACUCGGUACAACCAAGUAUUUUAUGGAGUUAUUUUAGGAACGAUAAGAGUUUGUGCUUUUUAUGCAAGAGUACAUUGUAGAUUGCCUUACUUAUGAAAAUCAAGAGAUUGGAGAUGAUGUACAGACCUUCUAUAAUAUCAGUAGGUUGUUUAAACAAUAAAAAAUAUAUGUUAAAAAAUGGUGCUUAAACCCUUAUGGAAUUAUGAAGAUUUAAUUGUGGAAUUAGAGCAGCAACUAGAGACCUAGACACGUAUGCAAACUCUUUCUAUUUUUAAUAUUUUUAGACGAUUAUAUCGUAUUGAAUUAAGUCAAUUUAAUCAUUUCCAGUUUCGAUGCAUAAUACUAAAACAAGUUUAAUUAAAUAAGUACCCACUGUCUGUAGACACUAAAAAGCUUAUGUUCUACAGAGAAAAGGUAAUUAAAGAGGAUGACCAAUUAUAUUGAAGGUAUAUAUAAACAAUAACCAAAGUACAAGAAUUAAUUCCGAAUUAAUAGGAUAGAGUGGAAGAGAUUCAUGAGCUUCUUACAUCAUUAGUCUAGUACAAUCUAAUUAUAUUAAACUAGAAAUCAAGAUAAUGUACUAUCCAUAGAUUUCUGGAACUAUCCUCCCUACUAAUUUCUGAGCACAACUUAACAAGAUUUAUCAUAUUAGGUCAAAAAAUAGAAUGUCGAUGUUAUUUUGAUUGAUACAUAUGGGAUCAAUCAAGAAGUAGCAAGAGCUCUAUUUUAGCUAUUGCCAGAUUAUGAACUUAUUUUGCCUCAGCUCCUAUCCACAAUUAACUUAACCAAGGGCAAUUUGUAACAUGUAAGAAAUUUUAAAUUAUGCAUUAUUUCAGAGCCUGUCCAAUCUGUACGAUUUGCAAUUGAAAAUGACAGAUCAGUUGAAUCCUUUCACUUUGAAGGGAAAGGGAAUGGUUUGUUGUCAAGGUGAAGGUUUCACACCAAAUGAAUUUAUAUGUUUUUACUAUGGAGAAGUGUAUACACCUUAAAGAUGGUUUGAAAAAUAAACAAUAUUUCAUAAGAGAAUGCAAGAUGGCAAUCGAAAGACGUGUUCGUAAAGUCCUUAUGUCGAAUUCUUCAUAAAUGAUGAUUUAUUGGUAAUGUUUAAAAAUAUUUUUAGUUUAUUGACCCCACUCGAUAUGGGAAUAUGGCUUAGCACAUUUCAUAUUCGUGUGAUCCAAAUUGCAGAUUAGUCUCAGUAAUUGUCAAUUAGCAGAAUAUAUUGGCAGUUAUCACAUAAAAGAAAAUAAAUUACCUAGAAGAAUUGACUUUGCCUUUUCCUUCCACUUCUAUGGACGAGUGUCUAUGCGGAUCAUUGCAUUGCAAGAGAGCAUAGCAUCUGGAAUUGGAAAGUGCCCAUCAAAAUAGCAUUUACCCAAAUUAUAUAUAAAGAAAUGUAAUUUUGCUAUAAUCCACCCUAAUGAGCUGCCAAAACACUCAGAAUGAUAUUCCUGAGUGGUUGACAAAUUGGUAGAAACUCAACCAUCAAUAGAAUUAUAUCAAUAUAUUGUCGUGUGUUGACAAAGUUAAGUUUGCAUUAUAACAUUUGAAGACGGUGUAACCGCCUAUUUUUGUAGUAACAAACAUUUUCGACCAAUUCUGGAAGAAUUACGAAUCCAACACUCAGAAGAUUCAGUUGGAGUCAUCAAUAAUAAAUGAAAUUGUGAUAUUCCUGAAAAGACAUUCAUAAUAACAUUAGUGCAGUAUAGGGUUAGAAAUAAUAAAACAGAUGAAGCAGAUUAUUGAUCAAAAUAAUGUAUAUGCUUUGGAAUUGACGAGAAUGCUAUUACUUUUAUUGAGUGAGAUAAUUUUAAAUAUAGAAUCUUGCUCAUUUAAUAACAAGGCAUUUGCUACUAUUUUGUACUUUAUGUCAUUUACACACACAUACUUUUCAUCGACCUAAUACUAAGGAUUCGAUGGGAAACCUUUUGAGGAGAAUGAAUUCGAAUAUAUUCCUUAACCAAAAAAUAAAUCCAAAUUGGCCUUGUCUAAAUAAUACACUCCUUAGUUUAUCUGGGGCUAAUUAAUCAAUUGGAAUAAGCAGACACUUCAAAAUCCUUAGUCUUCAAUGGCACAAGAAAGGAGAGGUGUUUUAUGCUAUCCAUCAUUGUUGUUAUCAUUUGAUAAUAAACACAAGACUUUUCCUUAUUAAUGUAAGACCAGGGAAAUAUAUUUGGAAUAUUUUUAAUCAAAAAAAGAAAUACAGCCUGAUCUAUCAACUUGGUCAUACAAAAAUUAACACAAGUACGUAAUUCUUAUUAUUUUAGCAUUUAUGGUACCAUAUUUUUUGAAUAAUAUUUUUCAUAACAAAUAGUGGGGGAGGAUUUCGUUAAUCAAAUUUGUAAAUUAGGGAUGCAAACAUUUGAAAAAAAGUUUCAAUAUUGGUUGCAAAUAGAAAAUUGUUUUAAUAUGAAACAAGAGAUGAUCGAUGAAUUACAGACAAUUUUUUAGGAGUAAAAUUUAUAACAAUAUUCUUAGAAAAUUUUAAACAUUUUUUGAUCAAACUCCCAAAAGCAAUUCUUGUACAGAAUAUGUUAAUAAUAUCAAGAAAAAAGUUAAAUUUAAUCAAGAUACAAUAAUUGCAGAGGAAACUCAAUUUAGUGCAUAUUGA
This is a messenger RNA of Paramecium octaurelia, 2710 nucleotides long. NCBI's taxonomy places the organism in Eukaryota, Ciliophora, Oligohymenophorea, Peniculida, Parameciidae. The record is from the annotation of a GenBank genome assembly.